CCGUCCUCCAGCUUCCGGUGAGAGGGGCGGGCUCCGGAGCUGCUCGCCUAGAGCUAGGCCCCGUCAGCUGUGGAGUGUUCUUUUCUUUGGACUGAUCCUGGAUAGUUCUCAGUUCAUUGCAUAGACCCUGUAUGAAGGUUAUGCUACAACAGGAAGAGGACCACUAAUUUUAUUCCACAUGAAACAGGUUUUGAUGUUCUAGUUGGGCAUUGAAGUAGGAUUGGCCCAUGCCAUGGAGUUCUUAAAGAAAAAUCACUACUGGAUAGUUUUCUUCUUUCUUUCUGGCAGAGGAAUUAACUAAGAUCUGCAUAUUUUUUCCUUUAGAAAAUUAUGGGAUUUAUUCUCCUACAAAGAAAGUGAAACAACAUUGGACCAAAAAGGGAAACAAUAGAAAGUAGUCAGCGAGACUAUUUUUAAACUCUCCAGGAUGCGGUUAGCAAAAGCCAAAGGAAAUACUUCCCGAAGCACAAGCCAAGGAAAAACCUUUGAGAAUCAGUGUAAGACAGCCCAGCAGCGGAAGAGAUGGGGAAUGGCUUCCCGAUAUGACACAGGUUUUGGUAGAUUUAGAAACAGCCUAGGGGAGAAACCCCAUAAAUGUACUCAAUGUAUGAAAAGUUUCAGUCAGAGUUCAACUCUUUUUCAGCACUUAAAAAUCCACACUGGAGAGAAAUCCCAUAAAUGUGCUGAUUGUGGAAAAAGCUUCUUUCAGAGCUCAAACCUCAUUCAGCACCGACGAGUCCAUACUGGAGAAAAGCCCUAUAAAUGUACUGAGUGUGGGGAAGGAUUUAAACAGAGCUCAAAUCUCAUUCAACACCAGAGAAUUCACACUGGAGAAAAGCCCUAUCAGUGUGAUGAAUGUGGCAGAUGUUUCAGUCAGAGUUCCCAUCUUAUCCAGCAUCAGAGAACCCACACAGGAGAGAAGCCUUAUCAGUGUAUUGAAUGUGGCAGGUGCUUUAGCCAGAGCUCUCACCUUAGUCAACAUAUGAAACUUCACAGAGAAGAGAGACCUCAUAAAAUCCGUGGCAAAAAUACCAGGAUGAAAACUCGUUUGGUAUCAAGUUGGAGAAUCCGUACAGGAAGGAAGUCAGUAUCUUUGCUGUGCUAAACCAGAGACACCACUCAGACCUGCUUUAAUAAAAAUGAAAAAAACCCACAAAUCUUAUCCCUGCCACCACUCUCCUUCCCACCGGCCUCCUUUCUUGGAUCUCUCAAUCCACCCCCUCCCAUACCUCCCAACAAAAAAAUGAUUUAAAAAUUUCAUUGGAAUUUAUUGUAAGUUUAUUGAUAUUUUGGGUGAAAGACUAUGAUUCCUGCUAUCAUCGUCCUUUGGCUUGAUGGUUUUUCACCUACAAAUUUCCCUGUGGUUUUGUUAAGGUUUGAUGUAAUGAGAAGGUACAAGAAUAUGCCAGUGGUUGGUCAUUGAGUUUUAGGAUUGGUUAGACUUUGAAUAAAGUAGAAGGGAAAGGAAGUUAAUUCCAUUCAAAGAAUUGGUAGAUUAGCUUUUGGGUUUUGGAACAGAUGGGUUUUGUCCUUGUUGUGUUUGACAUUUUUUCAAGUGUUUAACACAGAAACUGAAGAUUGAUACAAAGAUAGAUUCAAGCUCAUUUUUAAUCAGUGGAGAGCAAUUUAAUCUACGUUGGAUUAAAGGUUUUCUGUUCCCAUUUUUUCUGCUUUGUCAUUUGUCAGUACAAGAGUAUAUAAUAGAACCUCUAAUUCUCAUCAGCUCCUUGAAGUUUCCUAUUUUCAGUGAAAGAUAUAAUAGCUGAAAUGAAAUGUAGUUUUCUUAGGACUUGGGUGUUUAAAUUACUAAUAGUAAUAAUCCUUUCUGUCUUAUUCAGAGAUCAUGCUAUUAACCUACAAAUUGGUCAGUCCUUUGAGUUUUUCCAGGAGUGGUGAUGCAUUUAUUCUGUUCAUCCAUACUCAAUUCCCUCGAUUCCCUCCCUUUUGGCCAUGGACCUAAAUUUUCAAGACCACAGUUUGAGUGUAACGUAUCUAUUGAGUAGAAUGAAAAUGUACUGGCACACAUGGCUUUGGCAUCAGUAAUGUGCUUUAAGCUAACUAUAUGGACUCACAAUAUCCUUGUAGUAAAAAGAAAAAGCUAUAGCAUUUAAAAAUAUUUGACACUCUUGUCUGAUCUAUUAACACUUUGCUUGUGUGCUUGCUAAUUAAAAACACUUGAUUUGCAGCAAGUUUUUCUGACUUCAACUUUGAGAACUUUAGAAGCCAUGGUCUUUUAAAGCAAGUUUUCUCAACAAUUGCAAAAGCCAUUAACUUUUAGUUUGGGUGCAAUUUAGUUCCUCCUUUGAAAUAAGUUUCCCCAUUCCCUGCUUUCUAGGUCACAGUUAACAUUUUAGAAGUCCAGGAAAACCUGUUUCUGAACUUCUGAGGGAACAGUGUCAUGUUUCAGACAUCCUGGCCAAACUUAAGCUCAGGGUUUUGGUUCCUAUUGGAUGCCGAGAUUCUCAUAAUUUUCUCUAUCUUUUGUAAUCAUUUCAGAUCCUACUGUGCUGAUGACAGUUUUUCAUAUGAAAUAAAACAAUAUUUUGUACAAUGCCAA
Messenger RNA from Dromiciops gliroides (monito del monte), 2557 nucleotides. It is a transcript of the gene ZNF22, whose product is annotated as zinc finger protein 22. NCBI's taxonomy places the organism in Eukaryota, Metazoa, Chordata, Mammalia, Microbiotheria, Microbiotheriidae. The transcript is spliced from 3 exons. Gene Ontology annotation, molecular function: RNA polymerase II cis-regulatory region sequence-specific DNA binding; DNA-binding transcription factor activity, RNA polymerase II-specific. Gene Ontology annotation, biological process: regulation of transcription by RNA polymerase II; central nervous system development. Gene Ontology annotation, cellular component: nucleus. The record is from RefSeq and is a predicted model, not a curated record. Bases 428 to 1105 code for a protein of 225 amino acids.